Orcinus orca (killer whale) is the source of this 7378-nucleotide messenger RNA. RefSeq names its product metaxin 3 (gene MTX3). NCBI's taxonomy places the organism in Eukaryota, Metazoa, Chordata, Mammalia, Artiodactyla, Delphinidae. The transcript is spliced from 9 exons. The record is from RefSeq and is a predicted model, not a curated record. Gene Ontology annotation, biological process: mitochondrion organization. Bases 21 to 959 code for a protein of 312 amino acids. Gene Ontology annotation, cellular component: SAM complex.
CAAAGGUCGGCCCCGGCAAGAUGGCGGCGCCCUUGGAGCUCAGGUGCUGGGGAGGCGGCUGGGGGCUCCCGUCGGUGCACAGCGAGUCCUUGGUGGUGAUGGCUUACGCCAAGUUUUCUGGUGCACCCCUGAAAGUCAAUGUCAUAGAUAACACCUGGAGAGGUUCAAGAGGAGAUGUACCAGUUUUGACAACUGAAGACAGUAUUGUUUCUCAGCCGGCAAAAAUACUAAACUUUUUAAGAAAACAGAAAUAUAAUGCCGAUUAUGAACUGUCAGCAAAACAAGGGGCAGAUACACUAGCUUACAUUGCUCUCCUCGAAGAGAAGCUUCUUCCUGCAGUGCUUCACACAUUCUGGGUUGAGAGUGACAAUUACUUUACUGUGACAAAGCCAUGGUUUGCUUCACGAAUGCCUUUUCCCUUGAGUUUGAUCCUGCCUGGAAGAAUGUCUAAGGGAGCACUGAAUAGGAUUCUCCUGACCAGGGGAGAGCCUCCCCUCUACCACCUCCGAGAUGUAGAAGCUCAGAUAUACAGAGAUGCCAAGGAGUGCCUAAAUCUUCUGUCAAACAGACUGGGAACAUCUCAGUUUUUCUUUGGAGAUAUGCCUUCUACUUUGGAUGCCUAUGUGUUUGGUUUUCUCGCACCUCUUUAUAAAGUAUGCUUUCCUAAAGUUCAGUUACAAGAACAUUUGAAACAGCUCUCCAACCUGUGUCGCUUUUGUGAUGACAUCCUAAACAGUUAUUUUAGGCUUAGUCUUGGAGGCAUCUCUCCUGCUGGACAAGAAACGGUAGAUGCAAAUCUGCAGAAACUCACACAACUUGUAAAUAAGGAAUCCAACUUGAUUGAAAAGAUGGAUGACAAUCUUCGCCAAAGCCCUCAGCUUCCUCCUCGGAAACUGCCAACACUUAAAUUGACUCCAGCAGAAGAAGAAAGUAAUUCCUCACAACGGCUGUCACCCUGACAGUCUUCAUGCUUUGUGUCCAAAGUCAUAUAAUUGUUGCAGUAAUCUCUUACACUAAGUGUGUGAAGGCAAAAAGAAAAUUCAUGAAUAGGUAUAAGGAAGACUCUAAAACAAAAGAAACUUUCUAUGACAGCAAUUUUUUUUUAGUUAGGAAGCUCGUGUUUUAGCUUGGCAAUGCACUUUAAGUAACAUCAAGGUAAAUGCUAAAUGAACUUGGGGGAAAGAGAAAACACGUUGUACUGUAAAUAAAAAACCUGCCUUAACCUUGGCAGAUUUUUGCCUUUGGUUCACAUGUUGCUGGCCCAAAGCUACACUUCUGUUCUGAAUGUGCACUGUUAGUUUAUCCAAGUUAAUUUAUUAAUUUAGUAUCCUUAUACCAGUCUAAAUAUCUAAUAUGUGGCUCUUUGGCUGAAGCCUUUUUUUCUUCUGUUUAGAAAUCUGAUGCCUAUUUUAGAUGUUAGGAAAAAUAUAUUAUUCUAAUAUUCUAUUUACUUCAAUAGAAAAGCCUGUAUUUAACUUUAAAAAGCAAUGAGGAAUGUGUUUUUUAAUUAUGCUCUCAUAAGUCUAAUCUUUGGGGGAGUUACUACCAUACAUAUAAAUAUUAAAGAUGGUUACAUAUAAUAUUUGUCUGACUAUAUGCACUUCAAUAUAACAGUAUUUGCUCAUGUGUUCAAUACAGGUUAGCAAGGGCUGUUUUAAUUUAUUGGAGCUUUAGACCUGUGUAUUCGUAGUACAUCUUUAACUCUAGUCAUCUCUUUCUUGGGUUGAUUUCGGGAGAGCUGAACGUGUUAGCAUCGUUAUUAUGCCAGGCUGUAAAGUCUAACUGACACUUGCCCGGUUGUUAGACACUACUCAGGAGGAGCUUACUGCCAGAGAACUAGAAGUACCUACUGUGCACCUGGUCCAGGUUCACCAUGCUUGGCUCAGACCAGUGUUCUUCCUAAGAAACAUAUCAUGUAGUCAAAACCUUUAUGACAACUAAUUAUUUUCCAUAGAGUUAACUACAGUUGAAGGAUUCAAUGGAGUAAUCGGAAAUAGCAGAUUUUAAAGAACAUUUUCUAUUUAUUGGUUUGUGAACUGUUCAAAGAUUUCCUGUGCGGGUAAUUUUACUUACAAUAGAAUCUUGCUUAUUUUAGUGGCUGAGGUGCUUCUGCUGUCCUAAAACUACUUCUGGGGUUUUUAAAAUAUAGGACCAUGUUUUUGAUUAGUGUCUUAAAAGAUUACUAUGGUGCUCAGCAAAUCUUGUCACAUCCUGCAGAAACCCCCAGGUUAGGAAAACAGUUUUGGACUCAAGAGACUUGUCUAAUUUGAGCUGAGUGGAACUCAGCUGUGUUUGACCUGUAUCCUCUCCAUUUGUUCUGUAUUUAGGUAGCUAUUUAUACAGAAGUCUUUAUGUCAUUGUAAAUAUUUUUUCUUGAAAGUUUUAAUGAGAAACAGGGUAGUCUUCAAAGUCUUGUUCAUCUGUUUGGACGCAUUGAGAGAAAGAAACUAAUGAGUUUCACAUUACUUCUGCAACAGGUGGGGGAGAGAGAGAGAGAGAGAGGGAGAGAGAGAGAGAGAGAGAGAGAGAGAGAGAGAGAGAGAGAGAGAGAGAGAGAGAGAGAGAGAGUGUGUGUGUGUGUGUGUGUGUGUGUGUGUGUGUGUGUGUGUGUGUGUGUGUGUGUGUGUGUGUGUGUGUUAUGCGUUAGUCUUCUGUUAGAGUCCAGCAGUCGGAAAUCUGUUUGAAUAUUCUGUGUUGGAAAUCAUGACCAUAGGACUUUAUUGUCCUCUAGGAUUGAUGUUUAUUGGAGAUGGGUGGUUAGCACAUUAAUCAUCUGCUUAUGCUUUAGUCAGGGUUAGUCAUUUUCGAUUAUGAUUUCUACUAAAACUUUCAAAAAGUAUUUGAAGUGACUUACAAUUGUCAAAUAUGUAAAACAGCACAAUUAAAAUUAGUUUUUGGCAAAAUAAAAAAUUUGUAGGAGAAAGAACUAUAUUAACCCUAACAGAUUCUAAAAUUGAAUGGUAAAUUUAACUCCAGAUUUCUCCAUGGGCAAAGUCAAAGGAUAAUACUGGGUUAUGUAAAGUUUUCUGUCAGUAAGGUUACUACUGUCCAUGAGUAAGCAAAAUGUAUUUACAUUUUUAUAAGAAUGUGUAAUAUCGUAUUCUUACGACACAAAGAUGCAGCCAGUAAGCAUACUGUAAUGUUUGUUGAAAGUUUAAUGUGUUGAAAGUUUAAUAAAAAAAUAUCAUUCUAGAAUAACAAGUAUCCUUUUUUAGUAGAAAGACGAAUGUAAAAAUGAUUUAUUUCCUUUUGGUCAUUCCUGCUUUGAACUGCCUUUAGCUGUAUGCUAUAUAGGCCAUGAUGCUUCCAGACUAUCUUUCCUAAGAUGCAAAAUAUGAUUUAGAUAAGUGAGAAUUUAUAUGCUGGGUUACUUAGUUGAGGUUUUUGGUAUAAGCUAAUGAGAUGCUAGGAGGCUAUCACUGAACACAAACCACUCCAGGGGUCAGCCACACAUAUAGGAAGCUCUUGGAAAGGAAUAACUGGGCAGAGAGCUUUUGAGCAACCUGUCAGGAUAUGCUUUGGAUAAAGUUUGAGUUCGCUGAGAUAAAUGGUCCACAGUCUUAAAAUACUGUGAGCCACUUUCUUUUGGAAGUGAUGGUGGAGGAUAAUAUGAUAAAAGGGACUAUGUUUGUGUUUAUGUUUCUUGGUAGUAUAGGAUGAGAAAAUUGGUCAGAUAAUUCCCAUAAGAUAAAGAUCGUUCAUCAACAAACUGUCAUCAGUUAUCCAUAAGACUGGCCAUUCCCCUAAGACCAAAGAAACUGUAAAAGACCUUUAAGGACAGUCAUUCCUACACAGUGUUUUUCCCCCUAAAAGGUUGGCACUGACAAACGAAUUAAAUUUCAACCUAGACAUGUUUGUUUUAUUUUUUGAGGGCUAGAGGAUUAGAGAUUUUAUGUUAAAUCUGAAGCAUUUUGAUUUCCAUUUGUAAUUUCUGUUCAUUUAAUGUGGCUAGAUAUAUUAACUUAAAGGAAUGGGUAAGCUUAUUUCAAUCAGAGCUCAGUUACAAUUUUCAGAAGUCUGCAAAAAUGGAAGAAAACUAGACAUCAAAAGAGGCAGAAAUUGGUAACAGUAUCUCAGAAAACCAGUUUUUAAAGGUAGUAUCAUGUGAUAAAAGUGGUAUUUGAAGUCAGUAGUAUGUUUUCUUAGAGCCUCUUCCAGGAAUAGACAUUUACCAUGUUAUUAGAUUUUUCUUAAACUGUUUACUUUUUCAUAAACUGUCAAAAAUUGUAUCCCUCUGAAACCAAAAUAUAAAUGCUUAAAAUGUAAAGACAGGAAGCUGAGGGAUGGUUACAUAGGAUCUCUGUGUACUAUUUUUGCAACUUCUUUUUGUGAGUCUAUAAUUAUUUCAAAAUAAAAGGGUUUUAAAAAUAAAUUCAAUAAGUUUAUCAUUAUCUAAACUAUGAUUUAAAAUUUAAUGCUUUAAACAUAGUAUUCAGUUCCAGAUUAAUAAAUGCAUAAUAUAAUUAAUUUAUUUCAUUCUUGAGUUUAAAGAAAAAAAAACUCAGGUUUAUAACAAAUGAUAAUCUAAAGAUCUGUUUUGCUUUAUCAGCAAAGAUAAAACAAGAACCCCUAAAACUAAGAAUCCCUUUUCCCUAGGAGAUUAAAAAUUCUACGGUUUUAUGUUUGUAAUUGUAUCUUUUUUCCCUAUGGUAUGGUAUCCUUUUAUGAGGAUAAAAUAUUUUGGAAAAAACUCCUCCAUGUCUCUGUGUGGUGAUCCUUCUUUGUUUUGCAAGUGUUCUCUAACUACACUAGGGAUGAACAAAAUGCAGUGUGUCUGUGUGCUUUUUGUUUUUUAAGUUCACAGGGAUUUAGUGAUUGACUUUGUCUUGGUUUAAUUAUUUAUAUUAUUGAAAUCCUGAGCAGAGCCACAUAUAUUUGGGUUGUAAUGACGGUCUUUUGUAUAUGUUGUUGGCAUUUAGAAUUAUCUUUUGCCUUUUUUCUUGUUCAGCUCUGUGGAACUUACAUUUACUUUUCAAUGUUUUCAUAUUUCCUAAGAAAUUACUAGAUUUUUAAGAAAUUCGUUGUUAAUUACAUGAACCAAAGGUCAGUAAUCCUAGUCUCAAAGGUUUAACUGAAGUUUCAUUAGAUCUUCAAAAUGUUGAUUUUCAUAGAGAUGUAAAGAUGGAGUGCUUUGCUUUUUUUUUUUUUUUUAAGGGUUUUAAAAAUUAUUUAGCCCCAAACUCUUGUUGGGAUAUAAUGUUUGCUAGAAGCCCAGGUUACCUCCCCUAGACUUAAAAUUAUUGUGAUUGAGGUGGAGAGGUAUCCUCGGAAUCAAAAAGCAUGCAAAAAUCAUUUGUUCCAGAUGAGGCGGCCAGUGAUUACUGAUGAGAAUGAACAUUCUUGAACAAUGAUAGAAGAAAGGGUAGCUUUGAGUUGGAUGUUUGUAAACAGAGAGUGGAAUGUUAUGAUAAAAGACUAUUCAGAGCAAAACAAAGUAGUUCCUUUAAAAAAAUGCAGGAAAAUAAGUCUUUAUAUCCUCAUUAUUAUUAAUUUGAAAUUAUAUUGUAAGAUAGUUUUAAACUAUAAUUCAGUUCUUUGGAGAAGCAUUUCAAGAUAUAUUUUGGCAGAAUAUAUUGUUAUUAUAUGAACAGUGGGUUCUUUGGCUAAAUAGGGAAAUGCUGGGUUAGACAAAGUUAAGUUACUGUAGGCUUCUCAGCACCUUACAUAUGCUGUUGGUGGUUUCAGACUCCAAGAAGGGCCUGUAUUUUAUACACUAUUUUCCUAAUUUAUUUUUAUGUGGAUUUUUUUUUUUAAGUAGGUGUCAUGUGGGAUUUGUGUUCUGAGAAAUACAGUUAGGGAAAUGCUGCCCUAAGAGUGCUUCUGCUUGUUUGUACUCAUUGCAGAGGUUUCCAGUUGUUGGCUGCCCUUCUAGUGAGUGGUGAUAAAAUGGAAGCGACCGGUUAGGGCUCCCUGGGACCAUGGAGUUGACUGAGGAUUGGUUGUGGGUUUAGAUAGUUUGGUUAUUUAGGCACAUGUGAGGCCCUUGGUCAGUCCAGCUGCUUCCCUAGAAUCCCAGUUGGCUUGGAACAGCUGUACAGGAGUGUGAACUGGUGGUUUCAGAGAACUAACCACUUGUUAGGCAUCUAUGAGACAGAGGGAACCAACUUGGAAUUCCAUUCCAAACUGUUUUUGGCUGUGCUUUAAAAGUACCAGAAAGGCAGUGAGUAUUUAUAGCAUUAAAGUCACAUACAAGCUAGUUAUUUUAUAUAUAUAUAUAUAUAUAUAUAUAUAUAUAUAUGCACAUGCAUACACACAUAGUGUCUUAGAAAGUGUACAGUUCCUUCCGUGACAAAAGCAAGGAAAGUUUAAUAUUUUCAACUUCUAUUACUGAAGACAUGGUCUAAAAAAGGAUUGUAUGUUUGUGUAUGUAUUUUCUAGGAUGAGGGUUUACAGUUUUUAUUAAAUUCUCAGCAAGUUUCUGUAUCCCCCCAAGUUUAAGCCUCACUAGACCUUCUAAUUUCAGAGGACUAAGUAUAUCUGAUUUCAUUUCAAAGUAUAAAACCAGUUCACUCAUCAGGCAUAAGGAUGCUCUUUGUUUUCUGCCGUGUAUAUGGUUGCAUAUUUGGAACUGCGUGCUUUGGAUGUGUAUUUGUUGGAAAGCUUGCCUUUGGGUUUGAGUUGUGGUGUGGUGAACAUCUGGCCAUGUGCAAAGCAGUUGGAUCUUUGUUCUGAUUCUUUAGAUCUUCUCAUGCAAAUUCAGAGAAAUGCCUUCUAAUCAUUGAGUUUACAUGUCCCGGAUCCCUGGAUGUCUAGAAACAAUGGCUUGCCAGAGUUUGCAUCAGUCCUGAGGGAGUCACGCACUAUAGAGGAGGCUGUGUUUACUAUUUGUUCUUUGACCUGUUGGCUGCCUCUCUUGCGGUGCUGGCGUCUUAUUUCUUGGAGAAGGACGGGUGUACUCAAGCUUUUAUGUUAACUGCAUAAAGAUGAGCUUUAUUCUUCUUCUGACUUGAUGUUUUAUUUUGUAAAAUAUCUUUCCAUUUUUCUGUUCAUCCCAAAGUGGAAAUUUGAGGUGUUUGUAAUAUAACUUUAGCUUUCUGGAAGACUGAUAGCAAAGAAGACAAGUAAGAAAUUUAUGUAUACUCAUAUUGGUUUUGUUCCACCAAGCUUAUCUUCAAAUGGUAUACAUUUGAAACAUCUGUUCUAGUGUAUAAACACUGUAGUUUUGUUAUGAAGUAAACAAUCUUAAAAUAAGCAUUGUUGGUCAUAAUUUCAAUAUUCUAGCCUUGCCUUGUGUGAAUAUAUUUUACUCAGAAUUUGUGUAUAAAUACCCAGAAGUGGUGAUGAUGAUCAAUGUUGUAAAGAAUUUAUUCUGAUAAAUGAGAAACUGGAUAUAAUGUCAAAAUAGCUAUUUUCACAAUAAAAUCUCAAGUUGCUCGAA